This is a messenger RNA of Penicillium atrosanguineum, 1059 nucleotides long. RefSeq lists its product as uncharacterized. The transcript has 2 exons. The record is from RefSeq and is a predicted model, not a curated record. NCBI's taxonomy places the organism in Eukaryota, Fungi, Ascomycota, Eurotiomycetes, Eurotiales, Aspergillaceae. Bases 1 to 1059 code for a protein of 352 amino acids.
AUGGCGCGUCUGGGGCGUGCCAUGCGCCGCUUCACCUCACGUCCACGCCUCGACAGCAUUACUGACUCAAUCUCCGUGAUCUCUACAGAAGCCCCACAAGUCAAUCUCCCACAUGUGGACACUCAAUUGAACAUGCACCAAUUCAACGGCUUUUUUGAAGACGGAUCCACGGCCGCCGAUGGCCUCAGAGAUUCCCAAAGUUCUGCUUCCAUACCCUCCCAUGCACCCGCGAGCCCCGAUUCAAACACCGAAGCUCCAACAGAAUGGUCGGCCGUCGGCCACGCGGCUGCCACCGGCAAGUCGGGACGAGUCAUUCACAACCUCCAAGAGGAAAUCGCACGCUUGACCCGAGAAUGCAACAUGUACCGGUCGCGCGCGGAGGAGACGCAAAGGUCGAACGAAACACUCAAGAUCCAAGUGCAAAACAUGAGCGAGCGAGUCCGGAACCUGGAGCAAGUCCAUGAGACCAACCUCAAUUCGAUCGCCCGCAAAGACAAGAAAGUGGAGGAGCUGCGCAACGAGCUACAUAGUGAGCGAAUUAAGCGCCAAGACGCGGACGCCAAUGCCAGCAAGACCAACCAGACCAUGCAAGACGAACGCGAGAACCACAACCGCGAGCAAGCCAAGACGCAGGAGAUCGCCAAAUUCCAUGAGACACAGUACGAAGUUCUCGCCAGCACGACCAAGCGCGACAAAGCCGAUCUCAGCAAACGAUUCAAGACACUUUUCGCGGAACUACAGACCCUGGCACAGGCGCAGAAAACCCAACAUGUGUCAUUCGACCGACUGGACAUUAUUGCCGAGCAAAAGAACCGUGAAAUUGACAAUCUGAGAGAAACGAACGAAAAACUCCUAGCCUGCCAUGCCGACUACAAGACAUAUAAGGACGAUGAGCUACGCGGAGAGAUCGAGCGCUCACACGCCAACAACGAUAGUAUUGAGGCAACACUUGCAUCGAUCAAAGAAGUGCAAGCACAAAUGAGAUGGGCGAUCCAAAUCAACGACAUGGAAAAGGAGCGAAAAAACAAGAAAGAGGAAAAGGAGCAAGCCAGCAAAUAA